AUGCCAGAGAUCCAGUCUCCUCUCCAGCUCCCGCUGAAGCAUCUUCUGCUGCUCAUUGUCUGCCUGAUUCCUGAUUGCAUUGGUCAGGACGUGCGCUUUGGUUUCCAAGACAACAAGUCAGACAAGCUUGCCAUCCUGACCUUGAGACGGGUGGCAGACGGUGACAGUGGCGUUUACAAGUGUGGUUACUCCCCUGAUGGAGACCGUGUCAACUUGAAGACAAUACAGUUCUGGGAACUGUCAAAUAUUGGAUAUGAAGGCGGAGAGGUUACGUUCAAGUGCACAUACGCCCAAGGUUUUCAGACGAAGGCCAAGUACUUCUACAAAAAGGAUUCCGCAUCCCCGAACACCCUCAUCGAGACCGAUAUUGGUCAAACCAGCCAGGUGAAAGGGCGUGUCUCGCUUCGAGACCACACCAAUGCUCGGGUGUUCACCGUCACCUUGCAGAAACUGACCGUACAGGAUUCUGGGAAGUACAGCUGUGGAAUGAAAAGAGGUCGAAUGGAACCAGAUCAUCUCUCUGAACGCCGGCUGGUUGUUAAAGGCGUAACCACUGUGAUUGGACACUCGGGGGGCCUUCUGAUGGUUGAGUGUCCGUAUCAGAAUGGAGAGGAAUCGAGAGGCAGCAAGCGUUUCUGCAGAGGAAAAGAUCCGGUCAAGUGCUUGCAGGAAGGAUCAGUCGAUGGUGACCGAUUCUCUUUGAGUGACAGCAAUUCUGCUGCUGAGGGAGCCUUCACUGUGACUAUCAAGGACCUGAGGGCAGAGGAUGCUGGGAUAUAUUGGUGUGUGGAGUUUGGAGAGGCAGGACCUGAGUUCACUUCUGCUAUCGAUCUCAAAGUUAACACAAAAUGAGGGCUGACACAUACUGUAUCUGUGUCUGUACGUUUCUGAUGUGUACUGUAUAUGUGUUUAUCUUGACCACAAAUCAGAAAAAUAGUGUGACAAUUUGUUUGACAUUAAUAAAGCCAAUGCAUAUGA
Sardina pilchardus (European sardine) is the source of this 978-nucleotide messenger RNA. RefSeq names its product polymeric immunoglobulin receptor-like. The record is from RefSeq and is a predicted model, not a curated record. Gene Ontology annotation, molecular function: transmembrane signaling receptor activity. The transcript has 5 exons. Gene Ontology annotation, cellular component: plasma membrane. Bases 1 to 852 code for a protein of 283 amino acids. NCBI's taxonomy places the organism in Eukaryota, Metazoa, Chordata, Actinopteri, Clupeiformes, Clupeidae.